Molecule: messenger RNA, 4280 nt
Organism: Carya illinoinensis
Lineage: Eukaryota; Viridiplantae; Streptophyta; Magnoliopsida; Fagales; Juglandaceae
Product: protein ENHANCED DOWNY MILDEW 2-like
Exons: 19
Coding region: 329-4132 (1267 amino acids)
Source: RefSeq, a predicted model, not a curated record
GAUCCCCGUGAUGAACUUUCGUGGGUCUAGACUCAAGUACGGACACAAACAACGCUAUUAAUGAAAUGAAAUGUCCUGAUCUCGACUGUAGCCUUCGGGAUCCGGAGAAAAUACAAUCACCCGCGUUCUAGUUUACCGUUACCGAAUUCAUACCAAAAGAUUAGAGAUUGCUGCAAAAGAGACAGAAAAAUUCUCAGCUGUAUUCCACAAACCAAGAAUCCGAAUUUUACAUCGGUCGCCUUUACCACACAAACUCAGGGUUUCGCAGUGGCUCCGAUUAGCAUCUUUUUGACAUCUUGCUUAGUUGCGGGUGACUUGAAGAAGAGUAAUGGCAUCAUCUGAUGACGAGGCUGAUGGCUUGCCACAAUGGGUUUCAAAUUACUAUUUUGAAGAUGACAAGGACGAACCGAUUUCAUUUGCUGUUUUGCCAAUUCAAUGGAAAGAGGGCGAGAGUCAAUAUGGCAACAAAGAACUCAUAUUCCUGCAUGGAACGACUGACAAUGGACUUCAAAAAAUAUAUAAGCAUGUGAUUGCGUGGAGGUUUGAUCUUUCCGAUGUGAAUCCUCAGAUAUAUGUACUCUCUAAGGAAAACAAUUGGAUCAAACUUCAGAAACCUAGAAAAAGCUUCGAGGAUAUAAUUAGGACAAUUCUGAUAACAGUGCACUGCCUUCAUUUCCUGAAGAAAAAUCCCGAAGCAUCUGGAAAAUCUUUGUGGGAUCACUUGUCUAAAGUCUUCAGCUUGUAUGAGGUCAGACCUUCUCAGAUUGAUCUAGCGGACCACUUGCCUCUGCUUAGGGAAGCUGUUACUAGGGAUGACACCUUAGCAAAGUCCAAGUUUUUAUGUACAUUUCUCAAUGAGAGUCCCGGGAAAACGAAACUAUGCGACGAGAACGUUCAAAUGACAGCAAUGUCUGGAUUUAUAGUCGAUGAUGUGGAUGAUGAGCUUUUGGAUGAAGAAGACGAUGAGUCCAAUGAAGUUGAGGAUGUGUUUGAUUCUGUUUGUGCAUUUUGCGAUAAUGGUGGUAAUAUUUUGUGCUGUGACGGAAGGUGCAUGAGGUCGUUUCAUGCAACCGAAGAGGAUGCAGAUACAUGUGAAUCUCUUGGCCUUUUGCAAGAAGAAGUAGAUGGGUUGCCAACCUUCGUAUGCAAAAAUUGCGAGUAUAAACAGCAUCAGUGCUUUGCUUGUGGAAAGUUGGGCUCUUCUGAUAAGUUUUCAGGUGCUGAGGUCUUCCCCUGUGUUAAUGCAACAUGUGGCUAUUUUUAUCAUCCAUGCUGUGUGGCAAAAUUGCUCCAUGAGGAGAAUAAAGCCGCUGCUGAAGAGCUUGAGAAAACGAUUGCUGCAGGGGGAUCUUUUACAUGCCCAAUCCAUAAGUGCUGUGUUUGUAAACAAGGAGAGAAUAAGAAGGAUCUUCAAUUGCAGCUUGCUGUAUGCAGACGUUGUCCUAAUUCAUACCACAGGAAAUGCUUGCCAAGGGAGAUUGCUUUUGAAGAUAUAGAUGAUGAAGAUAUUAUUCAAAGGGCUUGGGAAGGGCUACUACCCAACCGUAUAUUAAUAUAUUGCUUAAAACAUGAGAUUGAUGGAGAACUUGGUACUCCAGUACGAGAUCACAUAAAAUUCCCUGGUAUUGUGACUGCAGUUGAGAAAAAGAAGGAAACCAUGGAAGAAACAAAAAAGAAAGCAUCAGAUUUUGUUGGAAACAAAGUGAGAGAUUUUUCAAAAAAGAAAAAUCUUGCCAUAGAGAACUUGUCCCCGAGAAGAAAUGCUUUGAAAACAGCUAAACAGAAUCUGAAGUUAUCCUCAUCGAAAAAUAGUAAGAAAAUAGUAUCUGUAUCAGAUAUCUCAAGGAAAGGGAAUGUAAAUGCAUCAUCAAGAAAGCUUUUGCGUGGAAAUGCAAGGUCUGUCUCAAUAGAGGUGGAUAGGUCCUCCACUGCUGAUGAAAACAAACCAUCUCUUGGUAAUAGGUUAUAUGACUUCAUGAAGGGAUCUGGGCAAGUUAAGCCCAUAAAGCAAGAUACGCAUGAUGCUAAAGUUAGUAAAUCUGAGGCAGUUAAGCUAAGCACAAAGAAGCUGAGCAGUGCAGCGCCUUCAUUAGAUGCUGAUAGAGAGAGGAGCUUACUAGCUCUGAUGCGAGAUGCUGCAUCAUCAAUAACCUUAGAAGAGAUCAAGGAAAAGCACAAAGUUCCUUGUGGUUAUGCUUAUUCAUCAAAAUAUAACGUGGACAAGAACAUUACUUUAGGGAAGUUAGAGGGGUCAAUGGAGGCUAUUCGAGCUGCUUUAGGAAAGCUAGAGGAAGGCUUCAGUCUUGAGGAUGCAGAAGCUGUUUGUGAACCUGCCGUUCUGAAACAGAUAUUCAACUGGAAGCAAAAGCUCAGACUAUAUCUGGCACCUUUUCUUUAUGGUAAUCGUUACACAUCCUAUGGUCGACAUUUUACGAAAAUGGAGAAACUUCAAGAGAUUGUUGAUAAGCUCCAUUUGUAUGUACAGAAUGGUGACAUGAUAGUGGACUUCUGUUGUGGUGCUAAUGAUUUUAGCGUCCUGAUGAAGAAAAAACUGGAAGAGACAGGCAAGAAGUGCUCUUUCAGAAACUAUGAUAUCUUUCAAGCGAAGAUUGAUUUUAAUUUUGAGAAGAGGGACUGGAUGACCGUCCAACCAAAGGAGUUACCUACAGGAUCACGAUUAAUCAUGGGGCUAAAUCCUCCUUUUGGAGUAAGAGCAAGUUUGGCAAACAAAUUUAUUGACAAGGCUCUUGAAUUUAAUCCAAAGCUCCUUAUUCUUAUUGUUCCGCCAGAGACAGAAAGAUUAGAUAAAAAGAAACCACCUUAUGAUCUUGUUUGGGACGAUGAGCAGUCUUUAUCAGGAAAGUCAUUUUAUCUGCCUGGAUCAGUUGAUGACAAUGAAAAACAAAUGGAUCAGUGGAAUGUGAGGACACCUCCACUGUCUCUUUGGAGUCGUCACGACUGGUCUGCUAAACACAAAAUCAUUGCUGAAAAACAUGGUCACCUCUCCAAGCAACAAGAAGAAUUAGAUAUUGAAAAAAACCAUCCUGAGAAUAGAAUCCAUGAUCAUCCAGUUGACAGUCAUGAUCAUUGUGGUGUUAAUUCCGCAAUGAUUGAUGAUCUUCCCGCACAAACUGAUGGACCAGAAAAAAUCAGAGGUGGCACAGUUGUCAGCAAAUGUGAUAAAGAAAGCUCCCCGCGUAGCAAGGGUGAUGGGGAAAGCCUCCAGAAUGAGGGCUAUGUGAAGAAUCUGCCCAAAGGGUACUCUAAAAGAAAGAGGAAACAUGAUAAUGAAGAGUUAGGAAAACAAAAUGGUGAGAUAUCAUCAGAUAACAAAAUGGAUGGUGGAAGGCCUCGCCAUGCUUCACCCAAUAUAGUUGACAGCAGAUCUUCUUUGGAAAAUAGCCAAACCAAAUCUCGUGAGAUACCUUCACAUACUGAGAUUGGUGAGAAUGGCCAUCAGCAUUUUGAGCCGAGCACAUCUGGUUCUCGUUUGCAGUUUGCAGCAGCUUAUGGUGGGAACCAGGCCGGCAUUUCUGAUGAUAUGGGUAGAAUGUACUACAAGAGCGGCAACGUGUCCUACUCGAGUGGGACCCAUUGGCAGUCAAUGGAUGUCAGUCCGGGUUCUGAUUAUAGGGGCAGAAACUGGGAGGAACAACUUGCAGGGCGGUUGAGAGGCAGCUCAGACAGUCUUAGUCAUAGAUCUUACGGCACUAGAGUGGAAGAGAUGCCCACAAGGGACAGCGAUAUAAGGUCACAGGUUCGCCUUUAUGGGCAGCAGGACCCUGAUCUGCCAAGGCAUAAUUACUUAGCAGGUCAUGAUCAUCGAUACAGCCAGAUCGAAUCAAUGCCAUCUACUUAUGGUCAUCCAAGUAUGGCAGCUGACUUUUCAUCUUACAGGAUGAAUGCAUCCGCAGUUGACUUGUCUUACAGGAUGAAUACAUCGGCAAUGCAGCGAUAUGCACCCCGACUGGAUGAGCUGAAUCAGUUUGCAAGACCAAUGAAUACCUUCGGGUUCGAGCCCUCUAUUAUGAAUGUAAACGGCUUUUAUAAUUAUCCAGAAUCACAACCUCCUCGGUAUCAAAACAGUCCGAUGGGUUUUGUUCCCAAUCCUCGCCAUCCCUAUCCACACUGAAUUAAUUGAGUAGCUAUGGUGCCCAGUAGCUAUGGUGCCCACGUACCAUUUAGGCUUUAACCUAAGUUGUUGUCUUGCAAUGAGUUAUAUGUUCACACGCGAACCAUGUACGUUAUUACUGUAUGUUAUAUCCUUUCUGUUUAAACUA